AUGGCUGCUGAACUUUCAAACAAGGUGGUUAUGCAGUUAACUACCAGUCUGGAAGACUUGAUGAUUAGUGAGGAUGAAGAUGAAGAUUCGCAGGAGGGCAUUAUUCUGGCUGAUCCAACCAAUCGUAUUGAAAAACUUAUGGACAGAGUGAGACGAGUUGAACAUAAGCAGAGAACUUUGGGUAGAGCCAUUUUUACAUUAGCUCCUGGUGUUGAAAUGUCUGUUUCUAUUUACACAGGUGUAAGAAAAACAUAUAAACCAUCAAAAGUGAAACUUUGGAAAGUUACCAAUGAAGAAGUGAGGUAUGUGAAGAAGGAGUAUCUUGAGGAUGAAGUUCGCAACAUGGGCAAUGUUUAUCCUCCAGGCAUUGAACUUAUAGGAUUCAAGCCACUCAGCUUCAUCAAGCCAUAUUGUGUGGAGAAUAUGACUCGUGCUACUCCAGAUCAAGUUGAUGCAGCAAAGGCAGUCAUACAAAAACUGCACUUCACAUAUAAUCCUGAAGGCUUUGAUAAUCCAAGCCUUCAAACCCACUGGCGUAACAUUGAAGCUCUGGCACUGAAUAGGUCUGAAUUGGAACCCGUUUCAGAUCACACGGUUCCACCCAAUGAUCGAAUUCUUAAGAAAGCGGGUAAACUACUAGAUGAACUUCGGGACUUGGUGUAUCCACCCUCUUAUGAUCCAGCUAACCUUCCAAAGAAAAGGCCAACAGCAUCAUCUACUCCUGCACCAAAGAAACCAAAAAUUGACCCGAAAUCUAUGAGUGCAGAAGACUUGGCAAAAGAAGGAAAAGUAAGCAAAGGUGUCACUUGUAUCAUGAUUAGUGAAGUCAUCCCUUGAACUUUUAUGGCAAUGGUGUCAAGACCCCAUGGAUUUUGAAUGUAUAGCUGCGUGUUUUACCACUUCAUAUUACAGAU
Molecule: messenger RNA, 914 nt
Organism: Macrobrachium nipponense
Lineage: Eukaryota; Metazoa; Arthropoda; Malacostraca; Decapoda; Palaemonidae
Product: X-ray repair cross-complementing protein 6-like
Exons: 6
Coding region: 1-837 (278 amino acids)
Biological process (GO): double-strand break repair via nonhomologous end joining; telomere maintenance
Cellular component (GO): Ku70:Ku80 complex
Molecular function (GO): telomeric repeat DNA binding; double-stranded DNA binding; DNA helicase activity
Source: RefSeq, a predicted model, not a curated record